Molecule: messenger RNA, 2122 nt
Organism: Colossoma macropomum (tambaqui)
Lineage: Eukaryota; Metazoa; Chordata; Actinopteri; Characiformes; Serrasalmidae
Gene: arl4ab
Product: ADP-ribosylation factor-like 4ab
Exons: 2
Coding region: 367-972 (201 amino acids)
Biological process (GO): vesicle-mediated transport; intracellular protein transport
Cellular component (GO): cytoplasm
Molecular function (GO): GTPase activity; GTP binding
Source: RefSeq, a predicted model, not a curated record
CUUCGUCGUCGGUUGGACCAGCGGUGCUGUAAUGAGCAGCAAGCGGCUUUGCUGUGUCAGUCAGCCGGGGAGAGAGAGGGGAGAACGCCGCGCUCGUCUCACAGGCUCUGAGGGAGAAUACAGCGAUUUGGAAACACUCAUCUUUAUGUCAGAUGAAAUAUCCUGUCUCACGGAGAGGGAAUUAUCGGCUAAGAGCCUCACUGCUGGCCUCAUUGCAUCAGCUCCCUUUUCAUCUGGUUUCAGGUUGUAGUGGUGGCCUCUCGGGGGAAUGAGAGAAGCCUUGUGAAUAUUUGGUGAAGCAGCAGUGGCGCCCAGUCUCCUGAGCCUUCCCCUCUGCUUUCAUCCUCUCCAGCGUGGCAGAACGAGAUGGGGAACGGAUUAUCGGAGCCCCACACCGUCUUCCCCUGUUUGCCAUCUUUCCAGGCCCUGCACAUUGUUAUUCUAGGGCUGGACUGCGCUGGCAAGACCACUGUAUUGUACAGGCUGCGCUUCAAUGAGUUUGUGAACACCGUCCCAACCAAGGGCUUCAACACGGAGAAGAUCAAAGUGGCGCUGGGCGGUAAAGGCCGGACUGCGGCCUUCCACUUUUGGGACGUUGGGGGUCAGGAGAAGCUGCGGCCGCUGUGGCGGUCCUACACGCGCUGCGCGGACGGCCUGGUGUUUGUGGUGGACUCUGUGGACACCGAGCGCAUGGAGGAGGCCAAAACGGAGCUGCAUAAGAUCACGCGGCUGCAGGAGAACCAGGGCGUGCCCGUGUUGGUGGUGGCCAACAAACAGGACCUCCGCAGCGCUCUUCCGCUUGGCGAGGUAGAGAGGUUGCUGGCACUAAAUGAGCUCAGUGCCCACACACCCUGGCAUCUCCAGCCCGCAUGUGCCAUCAUCGGAGAGGGCCUGCAGGAGGGCCUGGAGCGCCUCCAUGGCAUGAUCGCCAAGCGGCGGAAGAUGAUGAGGCAGCAGAAAAGGAAGAGAUAACUGUCGCAUGGGUGGUGUGCAUGUCUGAAUGAGAGAGAGAGAGGGAGAGGGGGUUAGCAGGGUCCUCUCACGCCUCUGGGCUGGGUCUGCUGAUGACACGGGCCGCUAGGCCUGCAUGACUGUGCACUGGUGGAUUGAUUUAUGCCGGCUGAGUUUUAUCAGUCUGACGGGGCUGGAUGAAUACAGUUCAAAGAUACUGGACAGUAUGUUCAUCAACAAGCGAACACUAUCGAUUUGUCACUCUGGUAAUGGAGGGUAAAAGUCCUGGGACUGUGCGGGUGACGUCAUUGGACAUACACGUAUAGAAAACAUCACGCUACUUCAGUGGACUUCAUUGAAUUCUUAUGAAGGUAAACACUGGACAGAAACCCAUCGAAGAGGGAUCACUGAAGGCUAAUUUGCUGUCUUUUGACCUCCAGGGUUAAACAUUUUCUAUUAUCCAUUCAAAAACAGUGUAAACUAAUGAAGUGAAAGGAUGGAUUACCAAAGCCCCCGUUCCGCUUCUGUAAGUGUUCUGAAAUAUCAGUUGUACACGUUCAGGUGAUCUGUCACUCUUGUUUCUGAGAUAAAAAUGGGCCUUUUCCCCAAGUCUUUAUAGUACCAUUGUUGCACAACAGAGGUGUGGUUAUAAGGAGAACCAGUAUAAGCUUUAUGAAUCACUAGUUUGGGAACACACAGAUGUUUUUAAUUUUCAGAGAACAAGGUGUUUCACCAGCCAAAACACCUACAGUCCUGCGCAUGGCAGCGAAAGUGCCAGUGAGGGCAGAUAAGCAAGCACAGGUUGGGGUGUCUAGGCUAAUGACUCAGCUCAGCAGGACUUCUCCCAGGAUCCUGAAGUUUCUCUGUCCUACAAACAAGUGGGUGUCAUUUGUAGUUCUAUACACAAUGUGUGCUUCCCUGUACAAUAUGCACUUUAGCAAUCCUUUUUUGUAGUCUAUAAACUUGUAACAUUCAGAUUUUUGUAUGGAACUUAUGAGUGGCAAGAAAAGAUGUGACAUAUUGCUUCAAAUGAAGCGUUUUAUAAGUCCUAUGUUGUUCCACAUUCAAGUGUGUGUUUUUGUCACUCGCUAUGUGUAUGAUGGAGGGGUGUUCAUAUUUAUGUGUCAAAAUUUAUACACCUUGAAUAAAACAACAGCUAUAUUCAACAAAA